AUGGUUGACGGCGUCUCGGCUUCUGUUUCUCUGAAUGAAGGGAGCAAACUUCCAGAGUUGUUGUCUAUUGGGGAAGAUUCUGUUCCAACAGAUUUGACUGUUUCUGUGAGUGCACCAAGUCAAGAUCAAGAAAUUAGUGAAAUAUCAUUAAUUGUAGACGGCGAAAAAAAAUCCCAACAAGAACAAUACUACCAGGAAAUUGUGAAACGUUUGCGCAGUGAACUUCAAUUACAAAAGCUGUCUGUGUCGAAAAAAGAUGUAGAAACCGAAAGAAUUCUCGUAGAGAAGCAACAGGAAAUCGAAUUGUUAAAACAGCACGUUAACCUGUCUCACAGAGAAAAUGAGACCCUAAAAAAGGAGAACAACUCACUAUCACAAAGCAUUGUGGAUUUACAAACCAAGAACUUGAGAUUAUUGUCUGAAAAUCGGGUGCUUGAAGAGGCUACUACUAAGACAAAAGAAAUUGUAAACGGGCUGGAAAAAAGAAUAACAGAACUCACUGUUAAGCACCAGCGAGCCCUAAACUUCAUUGAAAAAGAUGAAAUUACUUUCGAUGAAUUUGAACGUUUAAGGGCCAACCAAAACGUUCUCCUCGUAAAGUCACAAACGAUUGAUCGAGAAAAUGAAUCGUUGCGGAAAUCUGCAGAAAAAUGGAAGAAGAAAUUCAAUAAAUUAAGAGACCAAUACGAGAACCGUUUACAAAAUGAAGUUGGAAAGCUCAGACAGUCACUACAGAGGCAGAUCCAGAUGUUGCAGUCUUCAGGCAAAGAGGCUUUGGAAUCUAAAUUACUAGAAACCGAGCAACGUCGUGACAAGGCUGUGAAAGAAAUUAAUUAUUGGAGAAAUAUGAACGAAAAGUUAAAAUCAAAGAUACGGGAAUAUGAGGUCAAUGGGGACAAAACGCGUCUACAACUCGAGGAGGUGGAGUCCAAAAAGAAUGAGCUUGUCCAGCAUUUAAGUAUCAUCGCGUCCACCAAAUCGAGGCUGGAAAAGGAACUGAACGAGACUAAACGAAAAUCUGAAGUUAGUGUCGAAAAUUUAAAGCAGGAUAUCAGUGAGCACGAGAGAAGGACACAGCAAUACCAGCUCCGCAUUCAGAGCCUGACGAAAAGUCUAAACGAAUACGAAGAAGCGUUUUUAGCCAUUUACGGUGUAGAUGAACAAUCAAAUCGUUGGCCACCGUUACUAAAAAUACAGUCGCAACACAUCACUCGUAUUUCCAGAAGGGUGACCCAGCUUGAAACUGAGAACAGCAUCCUCCAAAAACAACAAAAUGUUUUAGCCAAAAAAAUACAUCGGCUAGAAAAUGAGCUCGAAUCAAAAGAAAAAAUGCUAUCGCAGAUACAAGAAAGGGCACCCGAAACCGUUGGACUUUUUCGGGACAAAGACACCCUUUUGCGUGAACUGCGCUCCCAAAUAAAUCGCAAGGAUUUGCAGUUGAUGGAGUACGCGUGUCAGGUGGAACGCUUGAAAAGAACUAGAAACCAACUCGCAUCGGAUUUGGAAGAAGUUCUCCGUGAUCGUACUGCGCUAGAGGACGUGAAAAAUAUGUUAAAACAGCAGAAAAGCGUUGAGGAUUAACCUUUUUAAAUCAAAUAAGAUUAUGCCGUAUUGCAUAACUCUUUAUUGGUGGACUGG
This is a messenger RNA of Daphnia carinata, 1638 nucleotides long. Its product is annotated as progesterone-induced-blocking factor 1-like. Bases 1 to 1581 code for a protein of 526 amino acids. The transcript has 7 exons. Lineage: Eukaryota; Metazoa; Arthropoda; Branchiopoda; Diplostraca; Daphniidae. The record is from RefSeq and is a predicted model, not a curated record.